GGGCUGCCGCGCUCGGCAGCCGCUGCCCCGGGACCCCCUCACCGGCACCGCUCUGCGCGCACCUGAGGGCGCGGGGCCGCCGCCCUGGUGCCUCGCCGCGGUUCCUGCGGCCGCUAGGAGUUAGAAUGACGCGAACGCCUUCUGAAACUGGCAACUACGGCGGUACCUUCGGGCGUGUGUUGUGGCUGAGGGAGAGAUGAAUGCUGUGAUUGUAACCGGGAGAGGUGCCGGUUGAAAUUCCCAGCCAGAAAGCGAUUCCCGCUGCUCAAAGUGGCUGACAAUCUAAGUCAUCACCUUGUGGUGAUACUCCUGCAAUUGAUCCGGCUACUUUAGGAGUCGCUUCUUGGACCUGUGUCGGGGUGCUUCUUCUGCAACUCGCCCUCUUCGUUGGUCACUGGAAAUCUUUCUGUUUCUGCGUUUGAAGUCUCCCCUGCUGAAUGAAAAACUUCUGCUGCCUGUAACUUUUCUCCCUCUUCUUCUGCCUAUGCUUCUUCGUCUCCAGGACUUCUUCCUACUGGUGUUUCUCUUUCCCCUCACUUCCUCUGCUCUGAAGCUUCCACAUGCCACAUGGUUAUUUUGCUUCAGUAUGCUGUGCUUUGUGAUGGCUGGCCAGGUGACUUGACAAUGCUGCUCAACAGAUGCUAUUUUUGUAUUUAAAAAAAUAAUAAUAAAAAUGGCGUUAUUAAUAGGUUACACAUCCGUUUAAUGAUGUGGAUGAAUGUGCCCUGGGGCUUGAUGACUGCCAUCCAGAUGCUAUAUGUCAAAAUACCCCAAAGCUGUACAAGUGCAUGUGCAAAGUGGGUUACACUGGCGAAGGGAAGAAAUGUGAAGACAUUGAUGAAUGUGAUAACGACUUCAAUGGAGGCUGUGUCCACGAGUGUUUCAACAUUCCGGGAAAUUAUCGCUGUACUUGCUACGACGGCUUUAUGUUGGCUCACGACGGCCACAACUGCUUGGAUACAGAUGAAUGCACGUUCAACAAUGGUGGUUGCCAGCACGUUUGCGUCAACACUGUGGGGAGCUAUGAAUGUCGCUGUAAGGAAGGAUUCUUUCUAAGUGACAACCAGCACACAUGCAUCCACCGCUCAGAAGAAGGCAUGAGCUGCAUGAAUAAAGAUCAUGGCUGUGCCCACAUCUGCAGAGAAACACCCAAAGGAGGGGUUGCCUGUGAAUGCCGACCAGGAUUUGAACUGUCCAAGAACCAGAGGAGCUGCAUUUUAACAUGUAAUCAUGGAAAUGGUGGCUGUCAACAUACAUGUGAUGAUGCUGAUAAUGGGCCUAUUUGUGGGUGUCACCCCAAGUACGUCAUGCAUAUGGAUGGAAAAACCUGUCUGGAGAGGGAAGAGGCUGCUGUUGAAAUUCCUGAAGGAAACACUACAGCAGGAGCUGAUGUGGACAAGAGGGUGAAACGACGGUUGCUCAUGGAAACAUGUGCAGUUAAUAAUGGUGGCUGUGAUCGUACAUGUAAGGAUACAUCUACUGGAGUUCACUGCAGCUGUCCUGUUGGAUUCAUGCUCCAGUUUGAUGGGAAGACAUGUAAAGAUAUUGACGAAUGUCAAUCUAAUAAUGGAGGCUGCGAUCAUUUCUGUAAAAACACUGUUGGCAGUUUUGAUUGCAGCUGCAGAAAAGGAUUUAAAUUAUUAACAGAUGAGAAGUCUUGUCAAGACAUUGAUGAAUGCUCUUUUGAACGGACAUGCGACCACACAUGCAUCAAUCAUCCAGGCACUUUCGAGUGUACUUGUAACAAAGGAUAUGCUCUCUAUGGCUUCACACACUGUGGAGACAUUAAUGAAUGUAGCAUCAACAAUGGUGGUUGCCAACAGCUGUGUGUGAACACACUGGGAGACUAUGAAUGCCUGUGUCACUCUAACUACAAAUUACACUGGAAUAAAAAGGAUUGUGUUGAAAUAAAGGGGCCUUUGCCUGCUAAUGUGUCACCCAAGGUAUUGCUGCACUGUAUUAAGAGUGAUGGGAGUGAUAGAUGCCUCUUAAGCUGCACUUCGGAUGUUCAGGUAGUUUCUGGAACACAAGAUGCUUACACCCUCACCUGUGGCAGCUCGUCUCAGCUUAAGAAAAAGCAACAAAAUACAAAUGCAUCCACUUGGCUGGAUAUUUCAGCCAUCAAGAUAAGUGUAACCUUUAAAUUAAAUGAAGGAAAUUGUAGUUUGAAAAAGACUGAGAUGUUUCAAGAAGGUCUGGAACAGAUGAUACCAGAGAGACAUAAUUCACUAACGGAGAGAUUCCACUAUGUAAACCUAACAUGCAGCUCCAGCAAGAAAGUUCAUGGAGCCGUCAGUAGACUGCCAGCGACUAGAGAGAUUUUUAUCACUGUGGACUUUGAACUUGAAACAAACCAAAAGGAGGUGACAGAUACAUGUGAUGUGCGCUGUGCACGAAAGAAGACUGAAAAGAGAUUUCGUAAAACCAUUCGAACUUUACGGAAGACAGUCAACAGGGACCAAUUCCGUGUUCGUGUCUCUGGCGUGGACCACGAAGUGGCCAGAAAAUCUCUCAAGCUGUCAGAGCCACAGCAGUCAUGUGGUGUAGGACAGAUGCAUGUGGGUAACAGAUGUGUUAGCUGCAGUGUGGGAUCAUACUAUGAUGGGGAACGAGAAAGCUGUGUUUUAUGCCCUAAUGGAACUUACCAGGAUGAGGAAGGACAAAUAACUUGUGACUCUUGCCCCAGUCCUCAGAAUCCUGGAAACCAAAAAUUAGCUGGAGCUCACAGUGUGUCUCAAUGUGGAGAUCAGUGCUCACCAGGUGAAUAUUCCCCUGAUGGCUUUAAACCCUGUCUACCAUGUCCCCUUGGAACAUACCAGCCUGAAGCUGGUCGAGUGUCCUGUUUUCCCUGUGGAGGAGGACUAAUGACAAGACACACCAGUGCAUCCUUGUUUCAGGACUGCGAGACCAAAGUUCAGUGUUCACCUGGCCAUUUUUAUAAUACUACAACUCAUCGGUGUAUUCGCUGUAUAGUUGGGACAUACCAACCUGAAUUUGGACAAAAUUUCUGCAUUUCAUGCCCUGGAAACACCACUACAGAUUUUGAUGGGUCCACAAAUGUAACACAGUGCAAAAAUAGACAGUGUGGAGGUGAACUGGGAGAUUACACUGGAUAUAUUGAAUCACCAAACUAUCCUGGGGACUAUCCUGCAAACGCUGAAUGUACCUGGAAUAUUAACCCACCCCCAAAACGCCGUAUUCUAAUUGUGGUUCCUGAGAUAUUUCUACCGAUAGAAGAUGAGUGUGGAGACUACCUGGUGAUGCGAAAAAGCUCUUCCUCUAAUUCAGUGACCACCUACGAAACCUGUCAAACCUACGAACGCCCUAUAGCUUUCACUUCUAGGUCUAAGAAGCUGUGGAUCCAGUUCAAGUCAAACGAAGGGAACAGUGCCAAAGGAUUCCAGGUUCCUUAUGUAACGUAUGAUGAGGAUUACCAAGAACUAAUAGAAGACAUCGUUCGGGAUGGUAGACUUUAUGCAUCUGAAAAUCAUCAAGAAAUACUCAAGGAUAAGAAGUUGAUAAAAGCAUUGUUUGAUGUGUUGGCGCAUCCACAAAACUACUUCAAGUACACAGCCCAAGAGUCAAGAGAGAUGUUCCCAAGAUCCUUCAUUCGGCUGCUGCGCUCUAAAGUUUCCAGAUUUUUGAGGCCUUACAAAUAGCUGGCACUGUACUUAAAAUACUAACAAGUCAUUGGUAUGCACAGAGGGGUUAUGGUAGGUGGGCCUACUUUCUGUGCUUUACACACUGGCAGAGAGACUCUGGGGAAGCUUGCCAGCUGUGUUCUUGGCAGAGUUUGGCUUUCUUAGCUAAUAUAAAUAUUUUGGUGAACAGAAUUUUGAUUCCUCUCCAGAUACCUUUUGGGUACCAAGGAUACUUCAUGGGUCUGUGAAUUAGAGACUAACCAUAAUUUCUGUAACUGAAUGGUGCCAAGCAGAAGUUUGUAGAGCUCUACCCUGUUGUUUCAUCAGUAACUCUAAAAGUUAAUGAGGACAGACAGGCUAAGUGGUGUGGUUUCGGUUGAACUCUGGGCUGCCGUUAAUGCAUAUUACGUCAACAAAGCUGGGAUCAUGUUCAGUCUCACUGAAAGUGGGGACAAAUUUGAUGUCUCUCUUAACUUUUGUUGCAGAGGAAAUUCAGAACUAAGAUUGAAAUGGUUUUAAACCAAGCCAGUGAAUCUGAGAAUUGCACAACAUGUAUUUUUUCUUUGAAUUAUGUGUUGUAUGAGGCAUAUGGAUGAAUAAGCAAAGGGCUGAAUAUUGGCUUGAAUGCUCUGCAUCUGUAUCACGCUGUGUUCAUGCUAGUCACACCUACUGCUUUAAAUGGAAUGAUAGCAGGGCACCACAGAAAUGGAAAGCAGACCCUGACCCACUGGAUGCUUCUAUUUCGGGCUGACUGCAAAUACUUCAACAGAACAGAUUCUAAGCUAAAUCCCAGUGCUCUCUGUGUGCAUAGCCCUGGGACAGCAUAACACAUUGGCUUUUCCAAGUAGUACAAAAUUCUGUCCCCUGAGCACCUGCAAGUUGAACAUGCAAGCACCAUUUCAAAUGCAGGCUUUGGAUAGAUUAUGUUCUUGUACAUCAUGGUUUAAAACUGUAUAAGGUUCUUAUAUGAGCCCCAAUCCUCCUAUCCCUUAUCUUGUUUGAGCACCUUGCAGUGACCAUGUUAGGCAGAGAAGGGCUGCUUUCCCUUGCUUGUUGGAUAGAAGUGGAUGUGCAAAGAUAUUCCUCAGUCAGACCAUAGCCAUAGAAGCCAUCUACGGUAAAAUGCCAUUUUAAGAUUCCCAAACUCUGGGUCCUUUUCCUCAGGUUGUGUUUCUCAUUUGAGGUAAGGGUAUUCUGAAAGGGAGAACUAUGUCGAUCAGAAUGUUUUUUGUUUUCUUAGUGCUUUUCUGUCCACAUUUAUGUUACAUCACUGUUCUCUGGCCAUGCAAACCAUUUCCUCAGCAUAAGGUAUCUUCUGGGCAUUCUGUCUUGAAGGGAGAUGGUCCCAGUCCCACUCCUUUGGAGGUGGACCUGUAUGUUUCUGGGUUGGUCCCUGGCAGUGCUCUAAGGGGCCCAGUGGCCCCUGAUCUUCUUCUGUGUGUCCCCUCAGGAAAGGUACUGAAGUUUUGCAGUGUAGCCAGGAUGAAUGCUCCCUCUUUUAGAUGUGGGCUUGUAUCUCCCUGGGUUUCAUUACAUUGGUAUGUGGUAUUUAACUGUUGUAUGUGAAUAAUACCAUAUCCACAGUGUGACAGAUGAAACUCCCAUGCAGAACCAGGGUUUGAAUCUUUUGCCUGCAUUGUUAGGGGUAAAUGAGCACUACCAAAUACAGCCUUGCUGAACUGUCAUGCUGUGAGAGCCCCAUUCUGUGGCACAUGAGACUGCAGCCUGUCAUGUGGUAAAGACACAUCUUGAUCAUGGUGUGAUGGAAAGGGACAUUGGCCUUAUGCCACUGACACUGUGUUGCUAUUUGUACUGCCCAGAAGGAAUUACCAUGCUCUCAUGGGAGGAAAAGGGAAAUUGCUGCGAAGAGGGAGAGCUGUGUCCUUGCUGGCUGCACUGGCUCUCCUGCCCUGGCUCAGGUGUUGUCUGUGUGUGCCUUUUCCAGGAAUGGGACUGCCAGACCUGCAAAAGGGAGAGCAAAAGAGGUUGGGAGAUGAGUAGGGAGGCAGGGGGUAGAUUAGCAGAAGGGAGGAAAGGAACGCAGUUCUGUGUGCUUUUCUGGCUGCUAUGUUUUGUCCUGAGCAGGCUCCCCUGCUGCCCAUGCCAGGAGGGAGAACAGCAGCUAUCUAGAAGACGGUAUGAGACAGUGUGGUCAGUGAGGAGUGGCUAAGGGAUGCCAAGACGAGAGGAAAGAUGAUGGGAAAGGCUUUACUACCUCUGGGGUAAAAGUGUGCUGUUGAGGUGAGAUAGAAGUGAGGCAUUUCAAGAUAGCUUCCCCUUGGCUGAAAAGCCCUCUUCUUUACUGUUCAGGGCUUUGCAUGCCAGGUGCAGUAUGUCAGUGAGUUGCAGUGACCCACCAACUCUCUAUAUGGUAACAGAACACUUUGACAUGAGUGAGAUGCUGCAGUGCUGCCCUGAGCGCAUGGGUGAGUUAGAGGCCUGCUGGUGUGGGGCACAGGAGGAGAGGAAUGUGAUGUGCCAGCUUCUGGGCACCGUCACCAAGCCCAGCAGUGUGGCUCUGCUGUGGUUUGGGGGCUCUUUGACAAGAGGCACAAGCCAGUUCUUGCUGAAUUCCCUCACACGAAGGCUACAGAUCAGUUUCACAUUGCUGAGUGGCAUGCAAAUCAGAGCGAUUGCUUUCAGCAAGGGUUCAAGAAAACAAAAUAAUGUUUUCAGACUUCUAGAUAUUGUUCAUUGGUGAAAUUGGACUUUCCAGCUCUGCAUAUGAGCUCUGGGUUUGUUCCACUGCACUUCAUCUUGUUAGGUACACUGAUGUUUUUGCUCUGCACAGCUGCUCUGGGACUGGCGUCUCACCUCUGGUCCAUACAGAGGAUCUCAGCUUUGCUUCUUUGUUGCCCCCAUGUGCAUGGGGCAUUUUCUUUGCUGUUUGCAGAAGCUUCAGGCAUGUAGAAGGAGAGGAGCAUAUCAACGUGGUGUAUGGUCCAAGACUGAGCAGAAGAACCUGCCCUUUCUUGAGGAAAAAUCCUUUUUGUUCCAUAGCUGUGUUCAUUUUCUACAUAAAAAGUAAAUGAUUUGGAAGCACUUCUGUUACCUAACAUUAUAAAUGAAAAUUCUCCCUUUUACUUUAGAUCCUGUAUAUGCAGUAGAAAGUAGAGAGGGAAUUUCUGCUAUCUUAAAUAUUGGGAAGAGUGGUAACUUACAGAAUGUUGUAACACUUGGCAUUGUAAUUUUGUAGCAAUGGUAGUGGCUCUGUAGAAAUCUUGAGUUUCUACUUUGUGUGGUUGUAGACAUGUUUUUUUUUGGCAAGAAAUAAUUCAAAAUGUUUAACCUUAUAAAACAGGAUUUAACUUUUUGAAAUAAUUAGCAUUAACUGGAUGACUUAAUGUCACCUACAUGAGAUAUUCAUAAGGAUCUUUUCUUCAUUGUAAAUUAAUGUAAAAUGUUUCAGAUUUAGUAUUAACAAGAGAAAUAAACCAGUGGCCUUUUAGUUGCAUGAAAACAUUGGGCAAUAUUUUUAGUUGUCUUUGCUGUGCUAAAUAAUAGUUUUGUAACAAAAUGAAAGGUGGUGCAGCAAGUUAUCACAUACCAGGUAGACUUUGUAUCCUGGGAACGUCUGCUUACCAUAGCAUUCUGUUUUCUGUAGUAUAUUAUUAGCCUGCAUCUUUACCCCACAAGUACAUGAUUCUUUGUGUAUUUAGUGGUGCACGUAUUUUUGGCUGGUGUAAGCCCAGAAUUAUCCUGCUAUUAAUUCUAAUAAUUAUGCUGAAAACAACUCCUGUACCAUGAGCUGGAAUCAACUGACCUGUUGUGACUGUCUGUGUCGAGACAGAGUAAACUGCCUAAAGUAACUCCUCAAUAUUUUAUUACUUUGUAGAUAAAUCUGAUUAUUUUAUAAAACUUGUUCAAACUUAAAAAUAAAAAAUGUGAAAACCUGUGUUAAGACACAAGUUACCAGAAUAUUUUUGACUACACCCUUGUUUCAUUAGAGCUUUUCAUUAAAUUCACUGUUCUUAUAAUUAAAAAAUAGAUCAUGUGAAAUUACAAAUGACUUGAAAAAUAGUAUUGAACUACUAUUGAACUAUAUUUGUUUGUGAUACUACAUUGAGAUUAUUAGUUAUACUCAAACUAUCCAAAUAUUUCAGAAAAAUAAUCCUAAUGUCUUCUCAUAAAUUUUUUCAAUUGUUUGUUUGAUCCUCAGCUUAUCUUUGAUCACAGCACAAGGACUGAUUAUUUUUUUAAAUGAAUGUAACUAUUUGGGUUCAUUUGGUGCAGUUGUGGAAGAUACAACUAUAUAUUUCAGCUGUUAGCUGUAGGAAGCUGACACCAGUUGAAGUGAAAAGACAGCAAAGUAAAUGACAUACAAGAAUAUAGAGGUCAUGGUAUGAUGACUCCAGGCUAAUCACAACCAAAACCAGUGUCAUUCAAAUAUUCUGCAUGAUGUUGUGAAUGCUGCCAUGUGCUAGGUUGCAGCGAUGGCUCAGACAGCCACCAGGGCAGGGAACAUUGAUAUGAACCACCUAGCAAAUUCUCAGAACAGUGGAGCUGAAAUUCUGACUGGGACCUCUGGAUGCUUGCAUAAUGGAAAUAAGUGAUAAUGAAAUAUAGAGAACAAGAUCUGAAGCUUAUUUAAAUCCAAGGAAUCAGAGGAGGUGUGAUGCGGGUAAGCAGGAAGGAAUGAUAUUAUAAUAAUCCUUGGGAAGAGAAUGUAAGGAUACUGGUCUGCAAAUAUUUCUGCAUUAAAUAAACUUAGAAAUGCAAAUGCUUUUUCAUCAUUUAUAUAGAUGACAUCCUGUAAAUGCAAUAGAUGCUGAAUGUAAAACCUGUUAUGACUUAAAUGUACAUAGACUUCCUAUCUUCCUUUUAAUAAUGCCCCAUUCAAACUUUGCAUGUGCAAGGCUGUUGCUAGAGGAGUCAGAUGAGUACUUUUAAAGAACCUGAGCCAAACUGAAGGCUGGUACAAGUUAGUUUGUUUCUAGGCGUCGCUGGAGCCAGUGUCCUGUAACAGAUCUUGCUGCUGCCCAUUUAGUUUGAACAAUUCUUUUGCUUGUAGGGCAGAUUUUCAUGCUCUGUUGUGCAGCUCUACUUUCUACAACGUAUAUUCUGCUGUUGCUGUAAAACACCUAUGAGUAGUGAUGCAAAUAUAGCACCUGUGGGGAAAACAGGAGUUAGUGUUCAGGGGACAGAUUCCCCCUUCAGAAGGUAAGUUCAUCCGGUUUCUCUCCAAGUCAGUGCAAAUUCUGUGUGACUUUCUGUAUGUUGCUCUUUUAAGGUGGUUUAGUAAAGUAGUUUAAAAGUGUUUUAAAAAAAAAAACAACAAAAAACAAAAAGGGAAACUCUUCCUAUUUAAGUAUGUAUUUGUCACUAAAGCUGUUGUUCUGAUUAAACACUGUGAAUAGUAAUAAAGUUUUUUUGAGGUGUAUGUAGCAAAGCCCAUUUA
Molecule: messenger RNA, 9039 nt
Organism: Cygnus olor (mute swan)
Lineage: Eukaryota; Metazoa; Chordata; Aves; Anseriformes; Anatidae
Gene: SCUBE2
Product: signal peptide, CUB domain and EGF like domain containing 2
Exons: 23
Coding region: 789-3659 (956 amino acids)
Biological process (GO): signal transduction
Cellular component (GO): cell surface
Molecular function (GO): calcium ion binding
Source: RefSeq, a predicted model, not a curated record